Messenger RNA from Solanum lycopersicum (tomato), 8097 nucleotides. NCBI's taxonomy places the organism in Eukaryota, Viridiplantae, Streptophyta, Magnoliopsida, Solanales, Solanaceae. The record is from RefSeq and is a predicted model, not a curated record.
AUGAGACAAGGUUCUUCUAUGGAGAAAAAGAAGAUUACGAGGCCUAAAGAUAAUGAUUUCAUUGAUUUGGUUCUCAAAUGGUCUAUCAAAGAUAUUUUUGAUGAAACUUUGUAUCAAACUCAGGUGGAGAAGAUUUCUGAAUCAUUUGAAUCAGUAGAUCAUUAUUUGAGUUCUUUCGUCUUCCCUUUACUAGAAGAAACGAGGGCAUGUAUUGCUGUUUCCUUGAAAGACAUAGUUAAAGCACCAUUUGCUGAAUUAAUAUCCUUUGAAGAAGUACUAGAGACAAAUGGACCAUUGUUUUUUCAUGUUGAGGUUAAUUAUUGGAUGAACCGAUGUUGUGAUGGUCGUGUUCCUUAUAGGACAUCACCGGGAGAUAUUGUUGUUAUCUCGAAUGUUAAACUUGAAGAUGCUAAUGAGCUGCAGCGAUCGAGAUUGACAUUUGCAUAUGUUACUGAUGUCAAUGAGAAUGAUGCAUUCGUUAAUUUUAAAGUAAGAGUUCCUCCAGGUAGUGGAAAUGUUAAGGGUAUGCGAGGAUCAUGUCAUGUAGUGUUUUUAGUAAAUGUAAUGUCGUAUAAGAGAGUAUGGAACAUGUUGUGUGUGAGAGAGAAUUUGAAUAUGAUUGAGAAAGUCCUUUCCCCCGUGCAUGAGAUCGAACAGAAAUGUGACGUUUGUUCAGAAUUUGAUGCACCAGUUGGAGGGGUUACGUCUAGCCUAUUGUCCAAGUUGAACGAUUCCCAGGCUAAUGCAAUAUUUACCUCUCUAGCUGCCGUGAGAUGCCACCACAAGGCUUCUGUUGAACUUAUUUGUGGUCCACCUGGUACUGGAAAGACUAGGACACUAAGUGUAAUGCUUUUUGAGCUGCUGCAUAUGAAGUGUAGAACUGUUACUUGCGCCCCAACGGAUGUAACAACAGCCCGAGUUGCUUCCCAUCUGGUUAAACUGGUCCGAGAGUCGUCUAACAAUGAAUAUGAUGGCUUUUACCCUUUGGGUGAUAUUCUCUUGUUUGGGAAUAGGAACUGUGAGGAUGGUGAAGAUAUAGCAGAGAUUUCCCUCGAUUAUCGUGUUGACAGGCUGGAGGAGUGCCUUGCACCAAAGAGUGGUUGGAAUGCCUGUUUGAAUUCUAUGAUUAGCUUUCUGGAGGAACUCGGUGAGCAAGAGAAAAUCAGCUCAUCGGUAGAUUUAGUGCAAUCUCAGUUUACUUUGACAGCUUCAUCUCUCCGAAGGUGCAUGGUUAUGAUUUGUACACAUGUACCUAUAGAGUUCCUCCUUAAAGAAAAUGUUGAUAGAAUGGUGGUCGCUAUCUCCCUGCUUGAUUCUCUCGAGAGGAUGCUCUAUUUUUCUCAGCAACCAUUUGGAGUGUCUUUAAUUAUCCAGUCCCUGAAAGAUAUUCAGCAAUCUCUCUGGACACUGCGUUUUCCUAACGUGACGAGUAAGGAUCUGAUAAUGGAGUUCUGUAUCCAAAUGGCCUCCUCGAUUUUCUGCACUGCUUCUACUACAUAUAAGCUACAUUCUGUGGAAUUGAAGCCAUUUGACUUAUUGGUUGUUGAUGACGCCAACCAGUUGAAGGAGUGCGAAGCAGUCAUACCCCUUCAACUUCGAGGUUUAAGGCAUGUUGUUCUAGCUGGAGACGAGUUCCAGCUGACUACGAUAGUUAAGAGUAGAAUUUCUCGUGAAGCUGGCUUUGGAAGGAGCUUGUUCAAACGACUCGGUUCUUUUGGUCAUGUUAAGCACGUGCUUAACGUUCAGUACAGGAUGCAUCCUUCGAUAAGCCAGUUCCCAAAUUCAAUUUUCCAUCGUAGGCAAAUCAUUGAUGCUCCGGAUGUAAAGAGUAAUGCAUAUGAAAAAGUAUAUCUUACAGGACAGUCUUUUGGUCCAUACGCCUUUAUAAAUGUACCACCGGGAGAAGAAGAGCUCGAUAAUCUUGGACAUAGACGAAAUUUGGUUGAAGUGCAUUGGUCAUCUUGGAGUACGGCCUCCAAGAAGAAACUCCGCAUUGGUGUUAUAUCACCGUAUGCUGCUCAAGUUUUGUCCAUACAAGAUAAACUUGGUGAGAAGUAUAAUAACCAUGCACAUUUUGAAGUUAAUGUGAAGACAGUUGAUGGAUUUCAGGGAGGGGAAGAAGAUAUUGUAAUAAUAUCUACCGUGAAAUCGAAUCGUGAUGGUUCCAUUGGCUUCAUGUCUAGUCUUCACUGGACUAAUGUUGCUUUGACAAGGGCUCGACACUGUCUCUGGAUUUUGGGCAAUGAACAAACGUUACUGAAUAGUAACUCCAUCUGGGAAGAACUAAUUCUCAAUGCCAAGGAUCGUAAAUGCUUCUUUCAUGCAGAUGAAGAUACGGAUAUGAGAAAAACAAUUUUAGAUGUCAAGAAGGAACUUGAUCAAUUGGACGAUUUUCUAAAUGAGGAUAGUUCUCUAUUCAAAGAACAAAAAUGGAAGGUAGUAUUCAGUGAGAAUUUUGGAAAAUCAUUUCGAAAGUUGGCAUCCCCGUACUUGAGAAAGUAUGUGUUAACUCUUCUGGUUAAGCUUGCAAGUGGAUGGCGCCCAAAGAGGAAGAACGUGGACUUACUUUGCAAAAAUUCGUCUCAUGUGGUAAAGAAAUUUAAGGUGGUUGAAGGGCGAUAUCUCGUUUGUACUGUUGAUAUUCAGGAAGAGUUUUUUUAUACACAAGUUCUCAAGGUUUGGGAUAUUUUGCCUUUGGAGGAGUUUCCUGGGUUUUUGAAACGACUCGAUGCAAAUUUCUUUGGUUUUAACUUUCGUCUUCUGUUUAGUGAUUUGGAAGUUCCAAAGUGUUGGGAGGUUCAUCAUGAGAUUGUUCAGUAUAAGAAUGAUGCUGAGAGAAAAUUGAACCGUAAAUCGGGAUAUGUCGAGAAUUCAAGAGUGAGUGAAAGCUUCUUGUUAAUGAAGUUUUACUCUUUAUCAUCUGGUGUCGUCACACAUUUGCUCUCUGAUCGCCAUGGUGAAGAAAUAUAUGUUCCUUUUGAAGUUACUGAUGAAGAGAGGAAGAUAAUCCUUUUCAGUAAAAGCAGUUUCAUACUUGGCCGCUCAGGCACGGGUAAAACUACCGUGUUAACAUUAAAGUUGUUCCAAAAAGAGCAGCAGCACCAUAGUUCUGUUCACGGGUUAAACGUAGCAGAGGAAUCAAGAUUCGGACUAUACGAGGAACAUGAAAAUGAACAAUCUAUCAGAGAGACUAACAGGACUACCUUGCACCAGCUAUUUGUCACCGUUAGUCCUAAAUUAUGUUACGCGGUCAACAAACAAGUUUCUCAGCUGAAAAGGUUUUCUCUUGGUGAAAGUUUCUGGGCUGAAAGCAGCUUUGAAGCUGAUGAGUUUGAUGGAACGACGCCGUUUAGGGACAUACCGAAUUCUUUUAUAGGCAUUCCAUACAAAAAAUACCCUCUUGUGAUUACAUUCCAUAAAUUCUUGAUGAUGCUUGAUGGAACGGUAGGUUCUUCAUACUUCAAUAAAUUUAACUUGAAGUGGAAGCUUUCCAAGGACAGAAGCUUGAGGUCAGUUGCCAUAGAAACAUUCAUAAGAGAGAACGAGAUCAGUUAUGAUCGUUUUUGUUGCUUGUAUUGGCCUCACUUCAGACGUCAAUUGACGAAGAAUCUUGAUCCUUCAAGGGUCUUUACAGAAAUAAUGUCUCAUAUAAAAGGUGGGCUACAUGCUGGGGAUUUUCAGGACGGGAAGCUUAGCAGAGAUGCUUAUGUUUCUAUGUCUAAAAGUCGUGUCUCUAAUUUAAGCGCGGAAAAGAGAGAGGGAAUAUAUGAUAUUUUCCAAGCUUACGAAAAGAUGAAGAUGAAUCGUGGUGAAUUUGAUAUAUCUGAUUUAGUUAAUGAUAUUCAUCUUCGACUAAAACAUGAUCAAUUGGAUUGUGACAAAAUGGACUUUGUAUAUAUUGAUGAAGUUCAGGACUUGACGAUGAGGCAACUUUCUCUUUUCAAAUAUAUUUGCAGAAAUGUGGAUGAAGGGUUUGUUUUCUCGGGGGAUACAGCCCAGACUAUUGCAAAGGGUGUUGAUUUUCGAUUUGAGGACAUAAGAAGUUUAUUCUACACUGAGUUUCUCAUGUACUCAAAGAGUGAUGUCAGAAGAAAAGAUAAAGGACAUCUAUCACCUAUCUUUCAGUUGCUUCAGAACUUCCGUACACAUACCGGUGUACUCAAAAUUUCUCAGAGUGUGAUCAAUCUACUCGGUCAUUUUUUUCCUGAAUCUGUUGAUGUCUUAAAAUCUGAGACAAGUCUUAUAGGUGGUGCAUCUCCAGUCUUGCUUAAGUCCGGAAAUGAUGAAAAUGCUAUCAUAACUCUUUUCGGGAACAAGGGGAAUAACAGUGGAAAAAUAGUAGGCUUUGGUGCAGAACAAGUAUUACUAGUACGUGAUGAAUCCGCGAAGCAAGAAAUCUAUGGUUUAGUUGGACAGAAAGCUCUUAUUCUGACCAUAGUUGAGUGCAAAGGGCUCGAAUUUGAGGAUGUACUCCUGUACAAUUUUUUUAGCUCAUCGCCACUCGGAAAUCAAUGGAGAGUUGUAUAUGCGUAUAUGAAGGAACAUAAUUUAGCUGAUUUGUCCUUCCCAAGUUUCUGUGAUGCAAAACAUAAUAUCUUGUGUUCUGAACUGAAGCAACUUUACGUGGCUAUUACUCGAACACGACAAAGAUUAUGGAUCUGUGAAAGUCUAGAUGAUCUUUCCAUGCCUAUGUUUGACUACUGGAAAAUGUUGUCUCUUGUGGAAGUAAAGAAUGUACAUUCAGUCAGAGAUACUAUGCAAACUUUCAGCACUCCGGAGGAGUGGAAAUCGAGAGGAAUAAAGCUUUUUUGGGAGAAAAAUUAUGAGAUGGCGCUUAUGUGUUUCAAGCAAGCGGGUGAAAUACAAUGGGAGAAAAGAGCCAAGGCUGCUUAUAACAUGGAAACUGCUGAACGAAUUCGUUAUUCUGAUCCUGAAAAGGCUCAUAUUAUUUUUCUGGAGGCUGCAGAAAUUUUUCUUUCUAUCGGCAAAUUUAAGUCUGCAGCAGAGUGUUUUUAUGACUUAAAAGAUUAUAAACAAGCAGGAAGUAUUUAUUUGGACAAGUGUGGUGAACUGAUAAAGGCUGCUGAAUGUUUUACGUUGGCUGGUCGCUAUAAUAAGGCUGCAGAAAUUUAUGCAAAAAGAAAUCAUUUCACAGAGUGUCUGUCAGUUUGUAUCAAAGGAAAAUGCUAUGACUUAGGUCUGAAAUAUAUCGAUUUCUGGAAGCAAAAUGCUUGUCAGCGCGAUAAUGUUGGGAAAAGUGCUGAUGAAAUUGAUGAACUCAGGAUGGAGUUCUUGGAGAGUUGUGCAUCUGACUCUUUUGUGCAUAAGGACAGAAAAUCUAUGAUGAAAUUUGUAAGAUUUUUCCCAUCAAUGGACUUAAAGCGCAAGUUCUUAAUGUCUCGAAAGUGCCUCGAUGAGUUGCUUCUUUUAGAAGAACAAUCAGGAAACAUUGCUGAAGCUAUUGAAAUCACAGAUUUGAUUGGAAAUGUACUUUGUGAAGCUGAUCUUCUUGGGAAGAUAGGGGAUUUCGAUAAGGCGUGCUCACUCUUACUAUUGUAUGUUCUCUCUUACUCAUUAUGGAUGGCUGGAAGUAAAGGUUGGCCUUUGAAAUCGUUCGUGCAAAUGGAGAAAAUUUUAGAGAAGGCGAUGAUAUUCGCGAGGCAGGGGUCAAAUUUUGAAACCGUGUGCGUUGAGAUUAAGGUUUUAUCGAACGAGUCGGUUGAUUGGUCAGUCUUGAAGCAUAAUUUCAUUGCCUCUAAGAAAUGUAAAAGUUUCCUAGGUGAAAUUUUGUGUUGUAGAAAGAUAUUGGAUUUUCAUUUUCAAUAUGACGUAACAAAGUAUGUUUGGGAUGAUAAGUUAUCGGGUAAUCUAAAUGGUUCAGAAGAACUUAUUCCGUGCAGCCCGGUUAGUAUUGGGACACUGUUUCACUUUUGGAAUUCGUGGAAGAAUAAUGUUAUUGAUGUUCUUGAUUCUCUUGAGUGCCUCGGAGAUGUUGAUUUUGGUGAAUUCAAAGGAGUUGGUGAAUUCUGUCUGAAAUACUUUGGCGUAAGGCAGAAGUUGAAUGGUCUCAACGUUACAUAUGUUCUGCUGCAUCCAGCAGCCAAAUGGGUGAAAUAUAUUCAGAGCUCUGUUGUAAGGCGGAACAAACAAAUGGUAUUUGUUGAUGCUCGACAUUUUAUCACUGCUGUUCGUACUCAUUGGCAUACUGCAUUACUCGUAGUUGGUCUGAAGGUUGUUGAAACUCUUGCAUCCCUCUAUGAGUUGGCUGCAAACUCGUUGCCUUUAUUUUGGCAAAACGUGUGCCUGCUAAAUGUUUACGAGAUCGCUAAGUUUUUAACUGAGUCCAAGUACCAUGUCUUGAACAGUACUGAGUUGAGCAUACAGAAGGUUUUGACGUUAGUGUCGACAAAAUACUUUGAGAAGAUAUUCCCCUUCGAUCCCCGACAGCCAAUGGUGGGACGUAUGAUUUCUCUGAGGAGAACGAAACUUUCUUGUGACUUACUUCAAGAAUGUAUUUUUCAGGAUAUUGGCAUUAGUGGUACUCUUAGCUAUGGACAGAUUGGAAGAAUGGUGAUCGUAUGCCUUGCUACGGGAAAACUUCCCGAGGAGCUGUACGAGGAAAUUGUUGGAAGAAUCCCAUCAGAUGUUCCUUGGAGAUCAUUAAUCGAAAUUUUCUAUUGUACGAAGCAGAGAGAAUGUUGGGAAGAUUUUGAUCAGUCAGGCAAUUAUGUUGGAGAAGAAUCGUUGAAAUUUCAAGAAGUUCUAUUGAGCAACAUUAAUCUUGAAUGUUAUGAGUUAUUGCAGAAAUUUUGUGAAGCUUUGCAGGAUACAUUUAGCGCGAAUUGGAAAAGAAGAGACGAGAAUUGGACAAUAAUUGGCGACUGUUUCUCCCCUGUCUGUUUCUUGUAUCUUCUUGAGCAUUUCCUGAUUUUGGUAUCUCAGUAUCAUGGAAUGUUCUUCGUGUUUAAAUCUUCAUUCGUGGAAUGGCUGAUGUCUGAGCAGUUUGAAUCCCGACCAACGUCUAAGAAUGCUAUUAAGACACCGGUUUUAGAAGAAUUAUAUGAUUCCAUUCUUGUGAUGGUACAACAACUCAUUUUUGACAAAGCUUGUACAGUAGAGUGGAUUGCUCGAUCGAAAAUCAAUGUUGAAAUGUACUAUAAGCAAAUGGUCUUGAGAUUGGUGUUUAUCCUGUGCUUACUGUGUCUCAACUGUGAGAAAUACUAUGACGUUCUUUUCAGAGUGCUCCGUAUCAACGAUGUUAGGAAACAAUUUCCAGAGGAAAUUUAUGACAUUCUUCAACGAGGAACGGAUAAUAAUUGUGUUCAUAUCAAUGAUUUUGUUGAAGCUUUUCAAAAAGGCGGAGAUCCGCUUUUGGUUGUCAACCUUGGUGAUAUUGUUCCAGGAGUUGAGUAUUCCAACGUUGCCUCUGUGCAGCUGCGAGCAGAUUGCAGCAGAGAAGAUACCUUGAGUUUGUUGAUUCCAGCUGAAACGGUCUACUCUGUAGAUCAAACCAGCACUAUUCCAGCAAAGAUUCCGAUCAUUACUCCUGAGACAGAUCAAUACGUGCAACUGAAUUGGGCAGUGUUUCAGGAAAUAUCAAACGUCUUGAAGUCUAGUGCCAGCGCUGACAGUGGAACUUCUGCAAGUGUCUCAACUGUUAAUUUGAAGGAGGAAAUGAAUGCUAAUGUAAGCUUCUUAACCGCUGCAAUCAAUCUGUGCUCGGAGAAGAAACUUUAUGUUGCUGAGGACAUGAUGCAGGAAACGCGUAAUAUGCUUCAGGAGUUGAUACAACUUCUUUCAUUGAUGAAUACGAGCACUCUUGAAAAGGAAAGGAUUGAACAGUUGCUAAAGAGCUUGCUAUCAAAAAAAACCAAGUUAGAAGUUUUCUUGAACCAUUUCAUUGUACCCAAGAAUAGAAUCAUCGCGUUAGAGAACCAAUGCGCGGAGAAACUUAAUGUAUCGUGUGAUCAAGUUGCUACGAUGAAUCUUCUUCCGUCUGGUAGUAAGAGACUCGAGGUGGUAGGUUACCAGGCUGAAAGGAAGCAAGGGAGAAGGAAGAAGAAAUGUAAGAAACAAAAAGGAAGUAGAAAGAAGUAA